AUGUUGGAAAUGUUGAAAAAAGCUUUUGGUGAUUAUACUCUAUCAAAAACAAGAGUUUUUGAAUGGUACAAGAUGUUCAAGGAAGGCAGAGAAUGCGUUGAAGAUGAACCGUGCUCUGGUAGACCAUCCACUUUAACUGAUGAACAACAUGUUGCUCAAGUUGAAGAUUUGGUGUUCUGUGAUUAUCAAUUAACAAUUAGGGACAUUAUUGAACAUGUUCCAGUAUCAUUUGGAUCUUGUCAAGCAAUUUUAAAAGAUCAUUUGGGCUUAUGGCAUGUUGCUUCUCAAGUUGUCCUGAAAAUGUUGAAUUUUUUCCAAAAGCAACAAUAUGUUCAAGUGGCAAAUGCUUUCUUAAGGUGA
This is a messenger RNA of Centruroides sculpturatus (bark scorpion), 360 nucleotides long. RefSeq lists its product as uncharacterized. The record is from RefSeq and is a predicted model, not a curated record. Bases 1 to 360 code for a protein of 119 amino acids. NCBI's taxonomy places the organism in Eukaryota, Metazoa, Arthropoda, Arachnida, Scorpiones, Buthidae. The transcript has a single exon.